AUGAACGAACAUCAAAGUAAUCAAGUUGAAUCAAUAGAUGUUACUGAUCCUCAAUGUAAUGUACAAGUUCCAACAAGAGAUUCUAAUAAAAAACCAUCUUUAUUAGAAGUACUUCGUCAUCAUAUAAAAUCAUUCAAUGGUAGUGAUGAUGCUCGUGAAUGGUUAAAACAUAUUCAAUCGAAAUUUUCAGCAUUUAAUUUAACAUUUAAAGAACGAUUUCAAAUUAUUCCAUAUUUUUUUGAAGAUGAUGUAUUUAUUUGGUAUGCUUUGAAUCAAGAUAAAGUUCAAUCCUAUGCACAUUUAUGUCAAUUAUUUAUUCAUGAAUAUUUUAAAUUAAAACAAAAUUCUGAUCUUGAUGCUAAUGUUAAUCUUGGACAAACAAAUAAAUAUUUAUUGUUACGUUUUGAAAAAGAUAAAUCUUCUUCUAUUCAAUUAAUUGGUGCAGUAGUUAUUCGACCAAAAUCCAAAACAACACCACAACAUAUAACGUCAUCAUCUCCAUCACAACAUAUAUCAUCAUCAUCAACACAGUCUCCAAAUGACUUUAAUUAUUCAAAUCCUGAUAAAAAAAGUUUUGAUAUAACUAAAUUAAAAGAAUAUCAGUUUAAUGAUAAACAAGUUCAAAAGGUUCUUAAUGAUUUAAAAGAAAAUACAAAUAUGUCUUUUGUUUAUCAAGAUGGAAUUUUAUAUAAAUUAGCAUCUAUUCCACAUGGAAAGACUCCACGUAAAUUAUUUUAUAUUCCAUCAUCUAUGAUCAAACAUUUGCUUAUUUCUUAUCACAAUAAUCCUCUUAUUGGUGGAUAUUUUGCAAUACGACGAACAUUAGAAAAACUUAAACAACAGUUUUGGUGGCCCGAUAGACCACUAUUACUUCCAGAUAAUUGA
Adineta steineri is the source of this 885-nucleotide messenger RNA. Lineage: Eukaryota; Metazoa; Rotifera; Eurotatoria; Adinetida; Adinetidae. The record is from the annotation of a GenBank genome assembly.